AUGGAUGCUUCGGUGCUGAUAGCUUGUCUUGCCCUGGUAGGGACAUUGCUCAUUGUUCUGCUGCUGCUGUGUCGGUUGAUUCAACCAUACGAUAUAGCUUGGUUUUUGUCCAACCGAGAAGACAAAAUCAAGCUGUCAAAGAUGCAACUUUAUAACCCCAACGGCUAUUUGAUGCAUUCUGGCUCGGACAUCCUGCUAGGUUCCACGGGAAGCUUCCAGCGUUUCGACUCCGUUGAUCGGGAUUAUAAACCUCAGUAUGGACAAGGUCAAGGUCUCACUGUGCCUCCUUGGAGAACUACCUCCGUCGAGGAGUCCGAAAUACCUCCGCAACCCUUAAGACCAGCACCUUCGCCCAAAGAGCCCAAGCUGGUCAGGGACAGAGCCAUUCAGAGACAGACUUCUGAACCGAAACCAUCUACUGGGGUAAUAAUGAUAUCCCCUAUCCCACGUCCGGUUCCUCGCAAGCAGCACUCUGCUCCAAUUUCUUUUCCACUGCCAGUGCUCAGUUCACCAAGGGAGAAGCGCUUCCAGCAAGAAUCUCACUUCUGCACCAAUCCAUUUCUCAACGAGCCACCGCUGAAAGAAGAAGUUGAUCCUCCUCGUCCGGUUUCUCCUCCUCCAGAGCCGCCAUUCCUUCAACGCCUGAUCAAGUCAGCUAACAAUCCAUUCAUAUCAUAUCCUCGGAAACCGGAAGACGAGUGUAUUUUUAGCUUCGAACCGACUGCCGUAAAAUCCGUAUUCGCCGAAGACGACCCACUGCGUCGUGCGGAAAAGCGUCUCUCGAAGAUGGAGAACCUCCGCAAGAUGUCCCGUCUAAUCGAAAGCAAUCAAAUGCUGCUCAACAUCUAUCAGCAAUUCAACGGUACCGUGGAUCGAUGUAGCGAAGGUGAUUCCACCUCUCCUGCUCCUUUCUCAGGCCAUCCUCCGCCAGCUCAAAUCAUUGCUCCAUCAUCGUCCUCUUCCUCAUCUCCAAUAGCUUCUCCCAGACUUGUUAAUUGUUCUCCUCCUUUAAACUUCUCUCCUCCACCGACCCUUCCUCCGCCGAUUCUUCCUCCGCCUUCAGCGAUCAGAACGGACAACAUUAAGUAUCAAGACUCACCGCGAACGGACGCCCUUGACAGCAUUCGGGUCCCGACCGUAUCCAGCAGCAUUAAACACAUCCUUCGUAACCGCUCUUUUUCGGAGACAGAGUUUAGCGAGCGGAAACUCUUCAAAAGCUAUGCACUAGCAUCCGAAACAGAGCCACCAGUUCCUGCCCCGCUGCUCAAAAACUCCUCACACAAAGACUUAAGCCGAUACUAUAGCGGUUCACCCCAACCUUCGUUGCCACCAUUCGGUAACUCUGCUACAUCUCUUCACAAAACUCUGUCGGAGUCAUUUUUGGAGCAAUACUCUUCCCUUGGUCGCACAGAAUGCACCGGUCUUGCGAGUGCGAUGUCCAGUAAUAAUUCAGCAACCACAAUCACCACAGAAAGAUUACGAUCGGUGAUGCCUUCAACGUCUACCGAAUCCGUAGCUUCACAGUCGUCGGUCAUUUUCAGUGAUCUGGAACCGAUGCGACCGAUCACCGGUUAUCUGUGCGUAGGGCUACAGUAUGACAAGACCAGUACUACGAUCGAAGGUACAGAGCUACUAGUUACGGUUCAGGAAGCCAAACAACUGGCUGGUCCACCCGGUGUCGAGAUGGACACUUUUGUGAAGGUGUUUAUCGUUCCCGAUGAGAGCAAAGUGCUGCAGACCAAGGUGUUCAAAAAUAGCAACUACCCCAGCUAUCAGGAAACGUUUAACUUCUGGAUCACCCACAGAAACCUUCGAAGAUCACUUUGGUUUCACUUGUAUCAAACCAGUUCCAAGGAGCAGACACUUAUCGGUGAAUGUGAGUUGCAGAUUAACGAAAACAUCAACCGGCCGAUGACCACCUGGUUGAAACUGGUAGACUCAAGUCUGAAGCAAAGUCAACUCGGAGAAUUGAUGUUUUCGCUGAGUUACCUACCCACAGCGGAACGGCUGACAGUAGUAGUAGUGAAAGCUCGCAACUUGACUCUCAAAAGUCGAGCGAAUCGCUUGAAGCAGCAGCAGCAGCAACAACAAUUGAUCAUAUUUGAUGACCAACCGGAAUCUUUAUCGGAUAAUACCGAUGAGAUGGAUUCCAGCGAAGGAAUUUUUGUUAAAGUUUACCUAUUGAAAAAUGAUAAGAAAGUGUCGAAGAAGAAAACUUCCGUCAAGCGAGGCGAGCGAUCGCCAAUCUACAAUGAGGCGAUCAUUUUCAGCGUUCCUCCGUACAUGCUAAACACUAUUCAGAUUCGCUGUUCUGUAGUGCAUAUGACCAAUCGUGACGGUGGUCCAAACAGUAUUAGUAACAACAAUCCCGCACAUCCUUUAGCUGUCGCAAUGGCAACCUCAACUAAUGAUAAUACACCAAUCGCCAAUGGCAACACCAGUAGCAGCAGUAGUAGUUUGAACCGGAGGCAAAGCGUGAAGCUCGUCUCAGUUGGCCACGUUAUCGUCGGUAGUGGAACGACCGGAAAAGGACUGCGCCACUGGCAUCAGAUGCUGACUACGCUCCGGAAGCCGGUGACCAUGUGGCACGCACUGAAGACCACUUCCGAGCGAAAACGCAACCUACUGGGCGAACCAGCCGAACAGGACAGUGACUAA
Molecule: messenger RNA, 2658 nt
Organism: Sabethes cyaneus
Lineage: Eukaryota; Metazoa; Arthropoda; Insecta; Diptera; Culicidae
Exons: 8
Coding region: 1-2658 (885 amino acids)
Biological process (GO): regulation of dopamine secretion; regulation of calcium ion-dependent exocytosis; calcium-ion regulated exocytosis
Molecular function (GO): calcium-dependent phospholipid binding; SNARE binding; clathrin binding
Source: RefSeq, a predicted model, not a curated record